Messenger RNA from Rotaria sp. Silwood1, 1068 nucleotides. NCBI's taxonomy places the organism in Eukaryota, Metazoa, Rotifera, Eurotatoria, Philodinida, Philodinidae. The record is from the annotation of a GenBank genome assembly.
AUGGGUAAUAAUUCGUCAUCAUCGUCUUCGAGUGGUGCAAUGUCAAACUCAAGCCAAGCUCAUAUAGAAGCUCAAGUUAGUUCUUAUCUUGACAAUGCCAAACAAGAAUUUGACGCAAAAUAUGCUCAACCAGCUAAACAAACAGCUAAAUUAGAUGAAUUUCAUUUACAACGAACUGUUGGUACGGGUUCCUUUGGUCGUGUUAUGAUUGUACAACAUAAUAGUCAAACAUUAGCAUUAAAAAUAAUGGAAAAACAAACAAUUGUUAAAUUAAAACAAGUUGAACAUACAUUAUCGGAAAAACGUAUUUUACAAGCAAUCAAAUUUCCGUUUCUCGUUAAUUUAAUUUAUUCAUUUAAAGAUAAUUCACAUCUUUAUUUAGCAUUAGAAUUUGCAAGUGGUGGAGAAAUGUUUACACAUCUUCGAACUGUUGGAAAAUAUCCUGAAGAUCAAACACGUUUUUAUGCUGCUCAAGUUGCAUUAGCAUUUGAAUAUUUACAUUAUUUGAGCAUUAUUUAUCGAGAUUUAAAACCUGAAAAUAUUUUAUUUGCUGCUGAUGGUUAUUUAAAAAUAACAGAUUUUGGUUUUGCUAAAGUUGUUCGUGAUCGUACAUAUACCUUAUGUGGAACACCUGAAUAUAUUGCUCCAGAAAUAAUUCUCUCUCGUGGUUAUAAUAAAAGUGUUGAUUAUUGGGCAUUAGGAAUAUUAAUAUUUGAAAUGGCUGCUGGUUAUCCACCAUUUUAUGCUGAUCAACCAAUACAAAUUUAUGAAAAAAUAGUUCAAGGAAAAUUUAAAUUUCCAUCACAUUUUUCAUCUGAUCUUAAAGAUUUAGUUCGUAAUUUAUUACAAGCUGAUUUAACAAAACGUUAUGGAAAUUUAAAAAAUGGUACAAGAGAUAUUAAAUAUCAUAAAUGGUUUACAGCUAUUAAUUGGAUUUCUAUUUUUGAAAAACGUGUUAAAGCACCACAUAUACCGAAACCAGAUAAAGAUCAUUAUGAAAAAUAUGAUGAAAAACCCAUGACACAUUCUGCGACAGAACUUUAUCCAGCUGAAUUUGACAGUUUCUAA